AUGGCCAGGAAGCGUGAAGUGGCGACUUUUGCUGCUGCUGAUCCGGCAGCAGGAGCAGCAGCCGGCAGCCGCUUGAGCUCAUGUAGUAUCCACGGGACCGCAGCAGCUGCACAACAGGCGUUUCAUUUGCUGACGCGGGGCCCUUCUCCCUGGAGCAAAAGCGCUUCACUUCAUGGGCCACGUCAGCAGCAGCAGCAGCAGCAGCAGCAGCUGCAACAACUGCAGCAGCUGCAACCGCAUCAGCAACAGCGGCAGCAACAACAGCAGCCUCCAGCCUCACUGUUUUCUGCUCCAACCAGUGGCCUUGUCCAGUCCCCUGGUUCUAGCUAUGAGCCCACCCGUUCCUGCCCUGGGGGUCCGCCCGCGCCUCUCUCUGUGCCAUACGCGAUGGAAUAUGAGAGUUGGACUGGUGCUGCAGCCCAUCUGCAGCGUCAGCAGCAGCAGCGGCUGCCCUCUCCCCCGUCGGCUGUAAAUACACCCCAAAACUCCCCGUCCUGCGACGUUUGGGGGCCCAAGAGCGUCUCCCCCGCGUAUUCCCCUGCAAUGGGUAGCGAUUACUCGAUAUGGCAGCAGCCGGGGGCCUCCCCAAGCCCGCAGGAUCAGCAAUUGCUCUUGCAGAGGCAGCAGAGUGGCGAGUGUGGCGGAACCGACAGCUCUCCUCCCCGUCGAAGCGUGCUUUCAAGCGACAGUAUGAACAUGAGCUUCGACGCUGUGCUCGAGCAGGUGUGCCGUCUCUUGCAUGCGAAUAGCGGCGGUUCCGUCUCCUCAGCAUCUACUCCCAGGAAAGCCUCCCUAGCGGACUACCCCUUAGAAGGCCUCCUCCCAGCCACACAGAUCGCAGUCAACGGCCGCGUGUGGCGUGGGGAGGAGGGGCCCUUUGCUGCCGCUGCCCAAGCACCUGCGGAAGCCGGGGUAGACGGAACGCAGCAGCAACAACUGCACCAGCAGCAGAUGCAGCAGCAGCAGCAGCAGCAGCAGCAGCAGAGGGCAUCGGGAAGGUCUCGAACUCAAGGGAGGACGAAAUACGGUCGGCCACACAACCAGUCGGAUCCGGUGACUCGCAGCAGCCCAACCGCUGGUGUAUCUGAAAAUAGCUGGCCAGUGGUGCAGGGGGCUCUGCACCAGGCAAAGCAGCUGCUGCAGGGCCCUUUGCAGCAGCAGCAGCUUGUAGACGCUGCUGGGAACGCUCAGAUUCACGAGUGCCUCUCUCGCCUGCAUGAAGCCGUUCUGGUCCUGCAGCGGGAGAAUCAGCUGCUGGUGUCUCGCAUUCAGCAGCAGCAACAACAGCAGCAGCAGAUGCGUCUGCAGCAGCCCUUCCAGCUGCUGCAUGCCCCGAAGGGGGGUGCAGCCUCUAGGGCUCAGUCUCUGAGUCCGUUCGGCACUGCGAGCGAGUUUAGUGGGUGCGCUGAAGGAAGCGGCGGCAGCAGCAGCUCAGCAGCUAACCUCUCUUUCAGCAGGGCCCUAAGUGGGGGCGUUUUGCCUCGACCCGAAGUCUCCGCAGAUGAAAUAAGGAGUGCACCGAACCCUUCAACUCCUCUCCUUAGGGGCGGCGACAUUUCUGUCGAACGCUUCCUCAGCACGUUUCCGUUCGCUCCCUGUACCCGUGAGUACAGCCACUCGGUGUUGAAGCUUUGUGCAGAUCACAACCUCGUGGUGAAGCUCCUAGGCUUCCAAGGGCGUCGGGUAGAGCUGCUGGAGAGGCACCACCGUUGCAGGAUUCAGACUUCUGCCCAGUCUGCGUCAUUUCCUGGAUUUCCAAAUGGCCGCUGCGUGCUUUUUGUGGGGGCCCUUCCUUCCCUGCUGAGGGCCAGUGCGGAUCUUUUUGCGGUUGCUGACACCAGUAGGCCGGGGCUUAGGCUCAACGUCGAGGGCUACAGGAUGUGUCUGGUGGUACCUGGGGAGUACGUAGGUCGCCUGUUGCGCAGCAACUGUGCAGGCUUGCAUGCGCUGCAGGAAGGGGGAGGCAGGACAGUUCACAUAGCCUUGGGGAAUCUGUGUGUUCUAAUGGGAGGUGGAUACUCAGAACGGGUAUUGCUGAUUGAUGGGGCCCUUGAGGGCGUUGCUCGGGUGUUGGAGAUGGCCGCUAUGCAGCUACAGGAUUUCUUCCGACGUCACCCGGGGCCCCCAGGGGUCGCCACGGGGGCAGGUCCUCCCCCCCUCAUUCAGAGGUACGAGUUCUUAGAUUACCCGAAAAGAAUCGACGUUCAGCUGUCAUGA
Cyclospora cayetanensis is the source of this 2217-nucleotide messenger RNA. RefSeq names its product centrosomal and chromosomal factor. Lineage: Eukaryota; Apicomplexa; Conoidasida; Eucoccidiorida; Eimeriidae. The record is from RefSeq and is a predicted model, not a curated record. The transcript has 5 exons. Bases 1 to 2217 code for a protein of 738 amino acids.